Molecule: messenger RNA, 1428 nt
Organism: Camellia sinensis
Lineage: Eukaryota; Viridiplantae; Streptophyta; Magnoliopsida; Ericales; Theaceae
Source: RefSeq, a predicted model, not a curated record
GUUGUACAAUCCAGUGUAUUGCCAAACAUGUUCAAGAGUACUUACGAGUCUAUAACAAAGGGCAAUCCCAUGUGGAAUGACCUAUCAGUUCCAGCUUCUAAACUAUACUCAUGGGACCCCAAUUCUACCUAUAUUCAUGAGCCACCGUAUUUCAAGAACAAGACCAUGGAUCCUCCUGGGCCCAGUGGAGUGAAGGAUGCUCACUGCUUGCUGAACUUUGGUGAUAGUAUUACAAUGGAUCACAUUUCCCCAGCAGGAAGCAUUAACAAGGAUAGUCCUGCUGCAAAGUAUCUCCUUGAGCAUGGGGUGGAAUGCAAGGACUUCAAUUCUUGUGGUAGCCAUUGUGGUAAUGAUGAAGUGACGGCAAGAGGAACUUGUGCAAAUAUCCGUAUUGUCAACACGCUAUUAAAUGGGGAAGUUGGCCCAAAGACACUUCAUGCUCCUACAGGCGAGAAACUUUAUGUGUUUGAUGCAGCAGCGAGGUACAAGGCUGCUGGACAGGAUACUAUUGUAUUGGCUGGAGCAGAGUAUGGAAGUGGAAGCUCUCGUGAUUGGGCUGCUAAAGGCCCAAUGUUGUUGGGAGUUAAAGCAGUGAUUGCAAAGAGUUUUGAGAGGAUACAUCGCAGUAAUUUGGUUGGGAUGGGUAUUGUUCCGCUUUGUUUCAAGCCUAGUGAAGAUGCAGACUCACUUGGCUUGACAGGUCAUGAGCGUUAUACCAUUGACCUUCCCAGUAAAAUUAACGAGAUAAGGCCUGGUCAAGAUGUUACUGUUAGGACUGACACUGGAAAAUCUUUCACCUGCACAGUUCGCUUUGACACCAAGGUGGAAUUGGCAUAUUUGGACCAUGGAGGCAUCCUUCCUUAUGUUAUUCGGCAACUGAUUACUCAGUAAUUGAUAUCAGUCUACAGCAGCUUGAUCCUCCAUUGAGCUCUUCUAGUUCUAAUACGUGAGAAGAGAAUAAAGUUUGUAAGAAUAUAAGCUAACCCCUUGCAGGGAUCGGGGAUUUUCAAAUUACUUCCACCUAGCAGGCGAGUUCAAGUGCCAAUGAAAGGUAGAACAUAUUUUUGUAAUAAAGUUCUCUUUUGUUUUUUCGCUUUAGAUUAUUGCCCGGUUUGGUGCUUGAAUGUCAUCCUUUGGGGUCCUAUGAGUGCAAGAUUAAAUUUGGCUGUUGCUUGCUAGAUUAAGUGAGUUAUAGCAACAUUCUGCUGGUGCAAUGCUACAAAUUUUGUUUGAGGAACAAUAUGGCUUGGACAUUUUAAGUUAGUAAACACGGAUUGAGAUCAUUCAAACAAAAGAUUCUCCUUUCUUUAUUGUUCUUGUUAUAAUUGUUUGUUCUAGGAGUUCAAAGACAUUUGUAUGUAUAACUUAAAAUUGUUGUGGAAACACCUAGCUUGGAUAUCAUUUGUUUCACCAUAAGUGAAUUUUUUU